This is a messenger RNA of Anopheles stephensi (Asian malaria mosquito), 2430 nucleotides long. RefSeq lists its product as uncharacterized. The coding region runs from base 337 to 1689 and encodes 450 amino acids. NCBI's taxonomy places the organism in Eukaryota, Metazoa, Arthropoda, Insecta, Diptera, Culicidae. The record is from RefSeq and is a predicted model, not a curated record. Gene Ontology annotation, molecular function: zinc ion binding. The transcript has 2 exons. Gene Ontology annotation, cellular component: nucleus.
UCCAGCUGUCAAACAACAGUUUGCCGAUUUUCGUAUUUCGGAUUGGUGACUUUCUUCACUGAUCCAGUUUUGGCGAGCUGAAAAUGGCAAUUUAGUGUUUUAGUUUCUGUUCCGUUGCCAAUAAAUCUUUCGCCGAUUGUUUAGCAGCACGGUUGUCUGUUAGUAAAACUGUUCUUGAAGAUAUAUUUACAGUCGCUUGGUGGUUUCUCCUUUGUGUGCGUGUUUGUUUGUGCGAAAUCGAAGUUCGCUUUGCUGUGCUCGUCGCAUCCGCUUUCACCGUGGGAGACAAAGCAGAACAACGGAAGCUCGAACGCGAGACUGAAUCCACCGGACGGGAUGGAUAACACUGACGACUUCGAGUCACUGUGCCGUAUCUGUUCGUGCCCCGGGUCGCACACUAUUUUCGCACGCAUACCGGCCUACUGCCACGAACACUAUCGAGAGUACGCUCGCUGGAAGCAGCCCAUUUUUCAGCUGAUUGCAGAAGUUACUGGCGUUGAGAUUACGACAGACGAUGGCUUGCCGAAGAGAAUAUGCGUUCUCUGUAUUUCGUACCUCAAGCACGCGUACACCUUCCGGCGACAGGCGAUCGACAACAUUGCCGGUUUGCUAACGGCCAAAUAUCUAUCCAACCUGCGACCAGAAUCCAAGAAGCCAUCGGUCGAUGACGAACGGCUGAUUGGUCGGGAUGAAAUCAUUUCCACCGAGGAGGGGACCGCAUACCGGUCGGUUAAUCUUGCCAACGCGUCGAGUGCGCGAACCGCCACAAAGCAACCGACAAAGAAGUCGGCCAUAAUGCAUCGAUUUGUGGCCAAACCACCGAACAACAAUGCGGAAGAAGAGCUGGACGAACCUAGCAGCGGACUGUUCGGGUACCGGGAGAAGGAAUUCAUCGAGGACGACGUGAUGGAGCUGGACGGGUUGCAGGAGCACGGCGUCACGUUCACGCUGCCGGAAGAUUACAAGGAAAAGAAAUGUUUCGCGUGCCGGAAGCGGUUCAUGUUUUCGGAAACGUACGCGCAACAUUUGACCGAAUGUUUGCUGUACAAGCUGACCGAGGCGAUCCGUUCCCUGUACCACAUCAUGUACCUGCGAGAGCAAAGCGCCAUUUCAGCGUUUGAGUUUAUCCGGCGUGCCGUGUUUACGGUGCGCAAGUGCAACCGGCUGGUACUGUCGUACGAUGGUGAGCUAGAUGAAGAUGAUACGGCUGGGGAACCGGUGGACAGCACAGAUGGCUGUACCGCAGCUGAACCGGGCAUGGGCACAAACUUACCAACCGGUUUCCUACCGAAUCAAUCUUACGGUAGGGUUGAGCUCGAUUCGCUAAGCGACAGCGGCUCGUCCGGUUCGCCCAAGCUUAAACCACCGCUGGCAGCCGGUCCAGCACACGGUUACCGGUCGGGAAUGAACAACUACCAGCCACCGUUAGCCGGAAGCUUGAUGGGCAACCAGUCGAUCGUACUGCGUCCGCCGGAAUCAUUCACACUCGAACACUCGAACGUAGAUAUUAUAAAGAAUCGACUGACCAAAAGUGGCCCGGAAGAGGUAAACGAAACCAAUCCCAACGAUCGUUACAAAACGAUCAAAUGCAAGCAGUGCGAGGCACGGUUCUGCACGAUUUCACAUCUGGACGAGCACACGAUCAAGGUACACCAGCGCCGGGUGCGAAACAAUCCGUUCGGUUUGUAGUAGAAGCAGAGCAGUUCGAACGCAAUGCUCUGGGGGGGUAAGCUACACAUUUUAUUUUAACUUCCACACACGUGGCGCCGACCAGAGCCAGCCAAGAUUAAAUAGACUUCAGUAAGAUAUUUAAGGCGUCCUGUUUGUCUGUAGCGCAAAAUGGAAGAUGCAGUCGGACAGCAGAAUGUGCUACGAGUGUUUUAUAUUAUCUAAUUUAUAUUCUUUCAAAGCAAAUUAACGCUGCCAGAGAGCGGGUAAAGACACACACCCACACACACACAAUUGACUGACUUUAAACGCACAAUCGAAUACGCGCGCGCGUGUGUGUGUGAAACAAUACUCUUCAGGAUGAUUAUUUAUAUUCUUUAAAUCUCAAUGACUAAAUUUUUUAACUCAGUUUUGUAAUACUUUCGCCAAAUGUUUACUCCUAUACGAAACGAGGCACAUUUGAGCCGAGAUUUACUUAAAUAGAAGGAAGUAAAAUCGGUCGCUGAUUGUACUUCAGUAAAGUGCAGCACAAAAAGCAACUUAACUUAAAAGUAAAGGAGUGCAAAGUUUAAUCUUACCCUGCCAUUGCGCAUAAAUGUUAGGGUAUGUAACAAAUUUGUAAAAAAAAAAAGGAACAAUGGAUGUGACACGGUGGGAAACAUACCGACCUGUUUCUGUGUGAACACGGUGUUUGUGAGGGACAAAAAUGUGGUAGAAAAGUAUUUAUAGUGGUAUGUAAUAAAAGCAGUAAAAUUAAUGUAA